Molecule: messenger RNA, 2798 nt
Organism: Fukomys damarensis (Damara mole-rat)
Lineage: Eukaryota; Metazoa; Chordata; Mammalia; Rodentia; Bathyergidae
Gene: Cckar
Product: cholecystokinin A receptor
Exons: 5
Coding region: 224-1516 (430 amino acids)
Biological process (GO): neuropeptide signaling pathway
Cellular component (GO): membrane
Molecular function (GO): cholecystokinin receptor activity; gastrin receptor activity; neuropeptide receptor activity
Source: RefSeq, a predicted model, not a curated record
UGCCUCCUCCACCACAGGAGAGCAGAUGCGUGCCCAGCCGGACUGAGGGUGCUGAACUCCAGCAGCCUUUAGGAAUGGCUGCAACCACCCAUACCUGGAAAUCACUCCCUGCCUGCCCCUGCGCUGCAGGUUGCACCCGGGAGGCACUCUGGUCAUCAGAGGAAUGAGCCGGGAGAGAGCAGCUCUCCAGCCCACCAGCACUUGGUAGGAAGCAGAAGCAAGGAUGGACGCGGUGGACAGCUUUCUUCUGAAUGGGAGCAAUAUCACAUCUCCCUGUGAGCUCGGCUUUGAAAAUGAGACACUUUUCUGCUUGGAUCGGCCCCGGCCUUCCAAAGAGUGGCGGCCGGCGGUGCAGAUUCUCUUGUACUCCUUGAUAUUCCUGCUUAGCGUGCUGGGAAACACGCUGGUCAUUACGGUGCUGAUUCGGAACAAGAGGAUGAGGACGGUCACCAACAUCUUCCUGCUCUCCCUGGCUGUCAGCGACCUCAUGCUCUGCCUCUUCUGCAUGCCCUUCAACCUCAUUCCCAGCCUGCUCAAAGAUUUCAUCUUCGGCAGUGCAAUGUGCAAGACCACCACCUACUUCAUGGGCACCUCUGUGAGCGUUUCCACCUUUAAUCUGGUAGCCAUAUCGCUGGAGAGAUACAGAGCAAUUUGCAAACCCUUACAGUCCCGAGUCUGGCAGACAAAGUCGCAUGCUCUGAAGGUGAUUGCUGCUACCUGGUGCCUCUCCUUUACCAUCAUGACUCCGUACCCUAUUUAUAGCAACUUGGUGCCUUUUACCAAAAGUAACAACCAGACUGGGAACAUGUGUCGCUUCCUACUGCCAAACGAUGUCAUGCAGCAGUCCUGGCACACAUUCCUGCUGCUCAUCCUCUUUCUUAUUCCUGGAAUUGUGAUGAUGGUGGCAUACGGAUUAAUCUCUCUGGAACUUUACCAAGGAAUAAAAUUUGAUGCUAGCCAGAAGAAAUCUGCUAAAGAAAGGAAGCCAAGCACCAGUAGCAGUGGCCGACUAGAGGACAGUGAUGGGUGUUACCUGCAGAAGACCGGGCAACCCCGGAAGCUGGAGCUGCGGCAGCUGUCCCCCAACAGCAGUGGUGGCAGCAGGAUGAAUCGCAUCCGGAGCAGCAGCUCCACAGCCAACCUGAUGGCCAAGAAGCGGGUGAUCCGCAUGCUCAUUGUCAUUGUGGUCCUCUUCUUCCUGUGCUGGAUGCCCAUCUUCAGUGCCAACGCCUGGCGGGCUUACAACACUGUCUCUGCCGAGCGCCACCUCUCCGGGACACCCAUCUCCUUCAUCCUCCUGCUCUCCUACACCUCCUCCUGCGUCAACCCCAUCAUCUACUGCUUCAUGAACAAACGGUUCCGCCUCGGCUUCAUGGCCACUUUCCCCUGCUGUCCCAACCCAGGUCCCCCAGGGGUGAGAGGAGAGGUGGGAGAGGAGGAGGAAGGCAGGACCACAGGGGCAUCUCUGUCCAGGUACUCGUACAGCCACAUGAGCAGCUCUGCUCCACCCCCAUGAGCUGGGCCCAGGGUCAGCCAGUGCUGCAGAAAGGAGGCCACUGGGGAGGAAGAGAAAAGAAAGGAAAGGAGAACGCAGGAGGAGGAAGCAGCACUGAAGGAGAAGGAAGGCCGUGCUCCCCGUGGGUACUCUUCAUUAUCUGCUUCACAUCCUUCUUCAGUUCCUGGAGAGGAAGCCCUGCCCGGGGCAGCCAUGACUUGGUUUCCAGGUAGUUCAGGCAGGAUAUUCUCAGAAAUACUUACAUCAGAGAAAGCUGGGCAGGCUAGUGACUGGAUUCUGCAGAGCCAUGCUACAAACACAAUUGCCAAGCAUAUGUUCAAACGCACAUGUGGAACCUACAGAGCUCUGGAAAGUUCUGGAACACUCCAGGUGAGUGAUGGCUCUCCAUAGUGACACAUUUCUCUCUUCUGCUGCUUCUGCUUGUGCAGAGCUGCGGGGGCUGCUUUGUCCCAGGGGGCCGAUCACUCUUUCACAUACCUACUGCAGCCACCCGUCUUCUGGGGGCCACCUCAUCUGGCCAGGUUCGGUAGGAAGAAACCACUCUGGUGUUUUUCAUCUUGAGCUUGGUUGGGAAACAUCAGCUUAUGACGUGGCAGAACAACUGAUGCGAUGUCGUCUUAAAGAUGGAAUUUAAUAGAACUCAUUUCUAUGAAGAAAAGAGAUCACAAGUCAAAAAGCUACAUGGAAUAAUAUCUUACUAUAGAGGAUGUUAAGUUGGGAAGUGUUUUCAGCUUCUCCUUUACAUGGUGAUUUUAAAGUUCAUUACUUCAUUGUCUCAACUUAAUUUCCCACAUUUAUCUGCACUUCCUCUUUCCCAGAAAGAUUUCCAGGUGCAAAGGAGAAUUGUGAAUGAUAUGUACCUGGCCAGGGGUCUAAACAUGUUUAGUCAGGCCCAGAAGCAAAGCUGACAUAAAUAGACUUAGUUAACAAAUAGCUUCUGAAUGCCAAAACCAUCUAUACUUUAAAUAUAACCUAGCAUUUGCUAAUAACUUGUUAAUUUUAUGUACAUAUAUAUAUAUAUAUAUGUAUAAACUGAAUACAUAAUUAUGUUCUUUACAUGUAGGUACACUCUUUGGUGUGUUUAAAAAAAGAAUCUUUAAUAGAUGGUGGAAUGUAGCAAGUGUUACCCAAUUUAGGUUCCUUCAUAAAAUAAGGAGUUUUGUGUGAACUUUGUUUGCAAAAUUAACAUUGAAACCUCUCUAUCUUAAGUUACAAAUCUCAAUUUAAAAUAAGCCGUGGAGGUGCCAUUUGACCCAGCCAUCCCUCUGUUGGGUAUCUUUCC